AGCAAGUGGAUUUCCCUACUUCCGUUAUAGUUAUUGAUUUGACAACACAAAAAUUUGACGAAUUUGACAGAUAUAAUUUACAAUAGUUCCUCGCUUCAUCAAGAUGAGUAAACGAAACAAACAAAACGGUAAAGAAAACGAAUCAACUACAAAUGGAACUUCAGAAAUCAAAACUAAGCAGCGUUGUAUUGGACAGUCAAGUGGCAACAACAUUUUGGAAGGGCUUUUACAAUGGGACGAGGAAUAUACCAGCAAGUGCGCAGUUUUUGCAGAUAAGAACUCCACAUUCAGACCUGUAAUGAAGCUGUUAGAGAUAUCUUGUCAUGGUAUACCAUGGCUUCUUGCAACAAUCGUUUUAAUAUUAUCAGUCCACCAAGCACAUCACAUAGAAUUGCUUGUUAAUCUGUUCUAUGGUCUCAUUAUUGAUCUGAUUGCUAUCAGCAUAUCAAAGAUGGCAUUCAAAAGAUCGCGUCCAGUACACAAUGAGAUGGACAUGUUUGUGACAGUAUCAAUAGACAAUUAUUCCUUCCCAUCAGGCCAUGCUUCAAGGGCUGGAAUGUUGGCUUGCUUCUUUGCCCUUCGUGCUUUAGACUCUCCAACAUGGAUAGUAUUCACUCUACUGUGGUCUUUCAUCGUAACCUUUUCGCGUGUGAUGCUGGGUCGUCACCAUUUAGUUGAUGUGAUCUGCGGCUAUUUGUUAGGAAUCGGGGAAUAUUUAGUGUUAAGUUAUCUCUGGAUCUCUAGGGAGACAUCUCUCAGCUGGCUAGAGUUAUACUUCAGUCAUUUUCAUUUGUAAUGUGAACACAUUUUUUCUUUGGAUUCCAUAUCAUAUGUGUAAUUGUGUUCUUUUUUUGCCUGUAGUACAGUUGGUAAUUUGAAUAAUUGUAGUGUUGAAAUGCAAAAUGUCACUUAUAUGGCAAAUGUCAGUAUUAUCUUAUUGUUUUUUAUAAAUGAUAAAAUCAAGUCAAUGCCACUUGUGUUUGUUUCUAAGGUGCUUCAUAUAGAGAAAAAAACGAUCAUUUUUUCCUACAUUUUAAGAGAGAUUUUUAGCAUUUAAUUAUCAACCACUGAUAAUAUUGUUUUCUUUUUAUGUUACCCGGUAAUAU
Ruditapes philippinarum (Manila clam) is the source of this 1106-nucleotide messenger RNA. Its product is annotated as polyisoprenoid diphosphate/phosphate phosphohydrolase PLPP6-like. The transcript has 2 exons. Gene Ontology annotation, molecular function: sphingosine-1-phosphate phosphatase activity. The record is from RefSeq and is a predicted model, not a curated record. The coding region runs from base 104 to 796 and encodes 230 amino acids. NCBI's taxonomy places the organism in Eukaryota, Metazoa, Mollusca, Bivalvia, Venerida, Veneridae.